Anthonomus grandis grandis is the source of this 12154-nucleotide messenger RNA. It is a transcript of the gene tws, whose product is annotated as protein phosphatase PP2A 55 kDa regulatory subunit. Gene Ontology annotation, cellular component: protein phosphatase type 2A complex; cytosol. Bases 132 to 1559 code for a protein of 475 amino acids. Gene Ontology annotation, biological process: peptidyl-serine dephosphorylation. The transcript is spliced from 6 exons. The record is from RefSeq and is a predicted model, not a curated record. NCBI's taxonomy places the organism in Eukaryota, Metazoa, Arthropoda, Insecta, Coleoptera, Curculionidae. Gene Ontology annotation, molecular function: protein phosphatase regulator activity; protein binding.
CUAGUGUCGAGUGUAAUGGUGGAGUUCCAAGGUUGGCUUGUAUGUGUUUUUUACCAAAUCGAGAAAAGUGAAAAGUAUCGUUCGUCCCGUAUAGAGGAGGUCGUACAUAGAAUAACCGAAAUAAUAGGUCAAUGAAGUAUCGUCAGAGGCAGUCCAACGGAAUUUCAGGACAGGGACACCCGAAACGUUCGCGAAUUUCGAAAAGCCCGCCCGCGAGUCGUGUUAUGGCCGGAGGCAAUGGAGAAACCCAAUGGUGCUUCUCGCAAGUAAAGGGAACCUUAGACGAUGACGUUACCGAGGCGGAUAUCAUUUCUUGUGUAGAAUUCAACCAUGACGGGGAACUAUUGGCCACCGGAGACAAGGGUGGCAGGGUCGUUAUUUUCCAAAGAGAUCCGAUGAGCAAAGCCGCACUGCCUAGAAGGGGAGAAUAUAACGUAUAUUCCACAUUUCAAAGCCAUGAGCCCGAAUUCGACUACUUAAAAAGCCUAGAAAUAGAAGAGAAAAUUAAUAAAAUACGUUGGUUAAAGCGUCGCAAUCCCGCCCACUUUCUACUCUCCACCAAUGACAAAACUAUUAAAUUAUGGAAGGUGUCCGAGAGGGACAAGAAAGUCGAGGGUUACAACACCAGGGCGGAAAAUGGUUCUCUAGUCGAUCCCGCUUCAGUAAGUGCCCUGAGGGUGCCAACGAUCAAACCGAUGGAAUUGAUGGUGGAGGCGAGUCCGCGACGUAUAUUCGCCAACGCGCACACGUACCACAUUAACUCGAUCUCGGUCAAUUCCGAUCAGGAAACCUAUUUAUCAGCUGAUGAUUUGCGCAUUAAUCUGUGGCACCUGGAGAUUACCGAUCAGAGCUUUAAUAUCGUCGAUAUCAAACCGACCAAUAUGGAGGAACUUACCGAGGUUAUCACCGCCGCCGAGUUCCAUCCGGUCGAUUGUAACCAUUUUGUUUAUAGUAGUAGUAAGGGAACUAUUAGAUUAUGUGAUAUGCGCGCGUCGGCGUUGUGCGAUCGGCACGCGAAAUUAUUCGAGGAGCCCGAAGACCCGACGAACCGUAGCUUCUUCUCGGAAAUCAUAUCGAGCAUCAGUGAUGUGAAAUUAUCAAAUAACGGACGGUACAUGAUCUCGCGGGACUAUCUCUCCGUCAAAGUAUGGGAUUUACAUAUGGAGACUAAACCUAUUGAAACUUAUCCGGUACACGAAUACCUGCGCGCCAAACUGUGCUCCCUCUACGAGAACGACUGUAUCUUUGAUAAGUUCGAGUGCUGCUGGAACGGCAACGAUACCGCAAUCAUGACCGGCUCGUACAACAAUUUCUUCCGGAUAUUCGAUCGCACCACGAAACGGGACGUCACCUUGGAGGCGUCCCGGGACAUCGCCAAACCGCGGACUUUAUUGAGGCCGCGCAAGGUGUGCUCCCAAGGUAAACGGAAAAAGGACGAGAUCAGCGUCGACUGUCUGGACUUUAAUAAGAAAAUUUUACAUACCGCGUGGCACCCGUUAGAGAAUAUUAUCGCGGUCGCCGCGACGAAUAACCUGUUUUUGUUCCAGGACAAGUUUUAGUUGAUCCCUUUUUAUUUAUUUUUAUCGAUGAUGAUGAUGAUUAUGAUGAUGGUCGUUUCUUAUUUGUAAUAGUGAAUUGCGCGCUCUGCUCGUCGAACAUCUCUGUAUCUAUAUAAAUAUGGGCGGUACGGUCCUGAGAGACCCACAUUUCGCGUUGCUGUAGUAGAUAAUCUGAGGAUCGAAUAACGGUUUAUUGUUGUAACGGAGCUGGUUUCGGUUUUCUUCAUAUUUGACGAACUAUAUUUGUUGGAUUUUUUCUUAUUUCUAUUGUUACUGUAAAACUUAAGAUGCCAAACUUUUUUGAUAUUUUUAAGGGAUUUUUUUUGCCGGAGUGCACGGGUGGCCUUAGGGCGAACUGUGGCGAGCGGUUUCUCUUAAAAUCGGCUUUGGAAGUUUCUGAAAAUCAUGUUAUCACAUUCUACCUGAGAUUCAAGGCACUAUAGGUACAGGGUCUUUCCCGAUAUAUUGACCCCCACUUCUAUAGGGAAAAGUGAAGAAAAAAUUUUGUAUAAAACUUUUGGGGUUUUCCUUAAAAUUUUCGAAUCCGAUGUCAAUUUUUUUUUCUUUUAGAAAUCUAAAAUUUUGAUGGUCAGUUUUUCUUAUGGCACACCCUUUAUAUGAUUUAAUAGUUAAAAAGAGAGGAAUUUUCCGAUUUCAAAUAUAUAUGGAUGGCUAAGUUACUUUUAAUUCAACCGUUUUGGAAAUAUCGGGCUCCAAACUUUAAAAAAAUUAAAUAUUGAGGAUCUUGGUAGGCGUUGACGUUUACUAGGAACCAAAUAAUUCUAUCGUAAAUGAUAUUAACCAAAAUCAUAGACAAUUUAUAAUUAAUAUGAUACAAAACAUUAAACAAGAUUAUGUAAAUUGUAUUAAUAAUGAUCGUGGCCAUAUAGAGCAGUUAUAAUUAUUUGGAUUUCGUUUAAAGUUAAACAAUUAUUAAAAUACUGUAUUUUUGUCGAAAAAAAGGUAUUAAAUACCGCUUAAUAAAUAUUAAAUCUGAUGCGCAAUAUUUCCAAAAUGUCUUAAUUAAAAGUAGCUAAACUCUAUAUAUUUGAAAUCAGAAAAUGCGGGUCUUUUUAACUAUGAGGUUAUAUAUAAGGUGUUUUAUAAGAAAAAACUGACUGAUCGGUCAAAAUUUGACAUUUCUAAAAGAAAAAGCAAAAUUUGACAUUGAAUUCAAAAAUGUUCAACAAGUCAAACCCCAAAAGUUUUGUAUAAAAAUUUGUUCUUUACUUUUCACCUAAUCCCUUUAGAGGAGGGUCAAUAUAUGAGGAAAGACCUGUAAAUCUAGCGAUUUUUUAUUUAUUUUAGAAUUGAUAAAAAAAUACAUUUACAGGCCAUAACUAUGCUAUUCAUAACCAUGACUUCAAAAGAAAAGCUUAUAACACAAAUUGGAGUUGGGUUUCUUAAAAGGGGAAAAUUUCUUUAGUAGCCUAAUUACAUAUUUUGACAAUUAAUAAAUACAACGUGGUCAAAAAUUACCUAGAUUUAAAUAGACACCCUCUUUUUCUAUUAGGGAAGGUUUCUGUUUAAAAAAAUUGUUUUCUUACACUUUUGACCACUCUAACUAUUCUUCUAAUCAAAAGUGGGUUUAAAGACUUUUUGGCGUUACAUCAGUUCUGAUUGUAACAUUCUUACAGCUUGUAUUGAUGAAAUUCCUAUUGAGAAAUAAAGAUUAAAUCAUACCAAUGUAAGAAAUAAAAUUUCUAAGUUAGGAAUAAAAAAAUAAAGAAUAACAUAUAUGGCGAGUUUAAUCAUUAAAUAAAAAAAGCAGUUUAUUUUUAUAUAGGUUAAUACUCUACUUUUAAAUAUUUUAUAAUUUAAUUUUAAUACCUAAGAAAUUAAUUAAUUACGUUGAUUUGAAGAAAAUAUUUCUAAAAGUGCGGAAAAUAUCAAGAAAUUAGUAAUGUUAAUGAAUGUCCUAAAUAUUAAAUUUCUAACCAAAAAAAUUAUUAAUAAUGAAAACAUAUGAAGGGGUUAGAAUCAUAAGGGACUGGCCACUGUCUUGAGAUAAUUAAGGUUAAAGUUAAUUGAUUAUUGUAAAUUUGAUUUAAAUGCAUUUGAAAUGGUUUUUGUAUAAAAGAAUGUGGUUUAUGUAACUAUUUUAAAUACCGUAUACUAGUUCACUGGUUUUAUGUCACUCGGAUCCUUAUGGUUCUGAGCACUUUGGAAAAUUUUAGUCAGGAAAAAAGCUACAAUUCUAUUUUUAUAAAAACUUUAUACACAACAAAUUAGCGAAAUGGACAGCAAAAACUAACUAAAAUAUGUCUAACUAUCGUAAUCUGACACGAUACUGUCGUUGUCUUCAUCCAGUUCUGUAUUUUCUUCAUCGUUAACCAGAACCGUCUUCUGACUUUUUUUCUUAGAGCUUUUCUUUCCUUUGAUCUCAUGUGGCAUAUUUAAAUAAAAAUCAUGAUAAAUGGGUGGGAUAAAAGGUAGAAGUUGCUUUAAAUUUUCCCAUUUUAGGUACGGAAUCUUCAAUGGAGUGGGAUGUAGGCUCUUAAAUACUUUGUCAUUUAGCGACCAAGCAUUGAGCAGUUCUCGCUUUGAUUCAUAGGAAUGUAAGAAGUUCUUACAUUAUUGUACAAAAAAACAAAAAAAGUUUUCUUUUUUGAAUUGGAACCACACUAUCGUUUUUUUUUCAGUGUCUUUUUUUGGGUCAAUCGGUAGACUAUUAAAAUAUUCAAAUGAAACAAAAUCAGUUUCUUGCAUUUCGUACACAGUGAAUUUUUUAGAUGUUUUUUUUUUAAUAAUUUUGGUCUAGUCUUGUGGAACAAAAACGGAUACAAAAGUUCUUUUAACUUUCUCAAUACGGCCAAAUGAGCGAUCGCAAUCCAUGUAUGAAUGAAUGCCCAAUUUCAAAAAACCUGUGAUCAAUUUUUUCUAGGCAGGUAGAUUGCACCAGAUACAUAAACAAUUUUGCAAUAUUUUUCAUUAUUUCAUUUGCAUUAUUUUGUUCUGGCCCCCACAUUGAUCACUAUAGCAGAUUAAAUGGUGAAGACUUUUAAUAUACUAAAAAAAAAAAAACAGGAUAUAGCCAAUGACCUACUUUUAUAAUAUUAUUUUGCAAAACUCACCUUAAGUAAGCUGGAACCUAUCUCCUGUGAACCUCUCUGAGCUAUUGUUUCAUUCCAAAUAAACAUCUGUGAUAUUCCACUAACCAUAUCAUGGAUGCAAAAAUUGUACGUCCACAACUGUCGUAAAUAGUACACCUUGCCGAGUUAACCACUCGAGUUUUUCCUAAACUUUGCAUCCCAUACUCAAUAUCAAGUUUUUUUUUGAGUUUUGACACUUUCAACUUUUCUAAGAUGUAAGUCGUAUUCUAUUUUAUAUUGUUUCUGGGACCCCGUCCCGUUUUUUUAUUAAAUUGGUUAAACGGUCACAUGUAUGGCAUGUAUCCGAAUGGGGUUUGUGAAACUUCAAGUUAAAUUCAGUACAAAAUAUGUGUACUGCUUUACAGACUCUUUAUCUAAUUGAGCACACCACUCGGUAUAUAGGGUGUACAUUUUGGAAACAUUCAAGCCUUCAGGCAAGUAACGGGUAUUAGCAUUUUGGGAUCUAGAAUAUUUACUUUUGUAACGCGGAAAGGUUUGUAUGUGUUUUAAUACAUUUUCACGUUGAAUUUCAUCAAUUUCUGUCGCUGGCGCGUGACAACUUCGCUUAUCAAGUUCUAUAAAACCGUGGCUAUCCUUUUUUAAGCAGACAGUUCGGUACCUCUUGUUCGACAUGUCAAACGUUUUUAAAAAAAACUCCUUGCAAACCCGAAAGCCUAACAGUUUAACGACGACAGAAAAAUUUUUGUUAGAAGAAGCUCCACUAUUUUUUCUUUUUGUUUCAUUUUUAUCAAUACAUGAUGCUAAAUACUGUGUUUGUGCAUCAUAGCUCGGCAUGUCAUAGAAUUUAGUGAAUAGAGUUAGUCUUUGUUCAUCUGAAAUUUUAUUACAGUCAUAUCUGCAACUAUGGUCAUAGGGUUUUAAUUUUUUUUCCGCGAUUUUUUUGCAUCUUACUGUCUCAUAUUCGUUUCCCUGCUUUCUCAAACGUUUUAUUUUAUUUCUCUUCAUCAACAUUUCUUGCUCUUUUUUUACCUCGUUUUGGAGUAACUGCAAGUAAAAGACAUUUUUGUAAAACUUUUUGACACUAGUUUCAUAUAAUUCACUAUUAAAAUCUCUAUAAUUGUAGCAAUCCCCACCAGAAAUCUAGAUAAGAAAGUUACAUAUUGAAAGAACCCUCUUGAGUGAACUUUAAUAGUGAAUAGUUAAUAAACAAAAUAAUAUGCUUUAUUAUAGAAAAAAAACAAAAGAGGUAUGCAUGUAUACCAAGAUUGUUGUUGUAGACAGUGUAUUAUGUACUUACCAUGAAUUUUUGUUACGUCACCACUAGUGCUUGGAUUAUUAUCAAAUAAUUCUGGUUCUAUAAGUUGUUCUUCAUCAGUUGAGGAGCUACUGCUACUAGGGUAAUAAUCACUAUUUUCAUCCGUUGCAUAAGGAUCUGAUUCAUCACUUACCGGAAAUAUUUAUGUUCCGUUUACUCAUAUUAAAAUGCACAAAAUAUUUUUAAAAACACAAUAGCCGGUAUACACGUGCCAAUAACAUUGAAUCUAUGUUACAAAACUUAAUAUAAAAUUUAGUAAUAUUAUAAAACUUAUAAUAAAAUUUAGCGGCAAACAGAUCCAAGUACGCUUAGAUGGCGCCAAAUGUUUGAAAAUCACUUGGAUCUCUUUGCCACAAAAUAAACACUACAUUUAACUAUGCAAACAUGGGUCUAGCUAAUAUUUUUUUAAACUGUCACUUAGACCCUUAUGAUUCUAACCCCUUCAUAUCAAUUUUCAAAGUAAUUAAUUACAAAAGUUUGAUAAUAUAUGAUGAUCAUACACGUGAAUUUAAUGAAAAAAUUAUAGAAUAAAAAGAAUAUUUACUAUUAUACUACUUUAAUUUAGAUCAUAAAAUAGACCAGUUUAAAAUAUCAUAAGGAAAGUAAUUAAAUCCGUGAAUGAAUAAGAAAUUAUAAUCUAAAAUACAAAAAUAAAAAAAUAAUGCUCUUAAUUUUCCUGCCUUUUAUGUUUAAAUAUUUUUAAAAAUUUAGUCAAAAAUAUCAGUAUGAUUAUUUAUAAAAAAAUUAAUAAAUAGAACAAUAAAAAGUUUUGAAACUAUAAAUAAAAGUGUACAAAUGUGAUUAAUAAGUUUCCUACAAAAUCUUGAGAAUGUUUACAGAAUUUAGAUCAUAAGAUAGAUAUAGACUGAUAUAUUCAAUCUGAGAUAUCAUUAGGAUGUAUUUAUUAAUUCUCAAAAUAUGUCUUCCUUUUUCCAGAAACGCGAGUGUAAAAAUGAAAGGCUUUUGCCUCUUUAAAAUGACAAACCCACCCGUUGCCGGUUUUAUGUAGAAGUGGAUCACUGAAAAUAUUUUUAAAAGAUAGAUUUUUACCUAGUGUCAUACGUCAUCCCAACCAAGUUGCCCUAGUCCAAUAGGUGAAAAAAACUUCAUAUUAUCAAUAAGUCCCCAUAAUAAAACGGACGUUAAUGGUAGAGGUACAAAAUCGUGUACAUUUCUUCCUGGAGAGAGAAAAAUAGAUGUAAAUUAGGCUCUCUGAGAGGGAUAGAGCAACUUGGUGGACUUGAAAAUUUCCAAUGCCUACGUUCCGAAAAAUCGAUCGCCGCAGUUCGCAUUCGGUAAGUUUUUAUCAGUCUACUUCUUUUAAUAUUUUUGACAUAUUUUAAUUAUUUUUUUUUUAUGAAGGGACGCGGUGUUGCCAAUUAUUAGUUUUAAAAAAAUUGUGCAUGCGGGGAGAGUUACAUCCGUUUGGGGAAUCAAUUUAUUCGUUAAUUAACUUAUUUUUGUUCACGAACUUGGGCCAACCUAAUUAUAACGACCUAUUUAUACAGGGUGAUUCAAAAGUAAGCGUCAAAAUUGGUUUAAAUCGUCUAAUUUAUACCGUUUUUCAGAUACAAAUCCUUUAAUAGGUACGAGCCAACUGAAAGUAUCUAAUGUAUAGGUGAUAGAAGAAAUGCCUUUGAAGUUUUUCUCGUUAAUGCUUUUCAAUCUGUAAAAAUAUUAAUUUGCUGUUCUAGGGAGUAUCAUUUAUGCUUUUCAAGUUCUUCACGUUAUCAAAAAUGAAGUUUUCCUGUCUUAUAGCACCUCAGUAGACAUUUAUAAGGCCAUUUCAUGUUAAAACACCAAAUAUAAAUACAUCAAAUGUCACUAAAAAGAAAAAAAGUAUACUCACUAACAAAAGUCUAAAAAUGUUCACAAAUGUCGCCUACCUUCGAUACUCAGGCUCAAUAUGUAUGCGCUCUUUGUAUUUUUUAAGCAAUUUAAUACAUAUCUCUAACUUCGUAGAUUAUUUUCCAAAAAAUCGAAGUAAUAUUUUCAAGUAAUUUACUGGAAGAAAUAGGAACAUACAGUAGACACUCAAUACCGUGAACUCAAAAAAACAAAGGCUGUUCACACUAUCGAUUUAUUCACGUUAACGAAUGUUACACUUUAUGUGUACUAAACAUUUAUAAUUACCAAAAGUAACGGAAACAAAACGUAAUUAACAUAACAUAAAGUUCAAAUUCUUACUUAAAAAUAUUAUUUACUGUAAAGAAAAAAAGAUACAACAAAUUUCAAACUUUAAGAAAUUAGUUUUUCUUAAAGAAGUCUGAAAUUUUUGUUUGUUUUUUAGGUUGUUUUACUUUUAACAUCACAGCUUUCUCUCUUAAUUUUUUUUAAGACUACAAGGUCAUUUAUGUCAAUUUCAUUUUCCUCUGCUGCCCACAGAAUCGCUAUAUUAAAGGCAUUAAUUGCUCUAUCUAAUGAAAUUUUAUUUGACGGUUCCUGCUCAACCUCAUUUAAUACUUCUGCUUCAUCCGAGUGACAUUCUUCAAUGUCGUCCUCUGCAAAAUUAUUGUCACAUUGAUUCCACUCGACAAUGUCAGAAUCUUCAAAAGUUCCCUAAAAAAAUUGUAAUCCAAAUUAAGACUUAAUAUUCAAAUAUAAAAUGACAAAAUUUACCUGAGGUGUCAAUGUAUGUAAAAGACCAAGAGAUUCAGAUAUGGGUUUCUGAGGUAUUGUUGGUCACUAUGGAUGAUAGAAGGCCUUUUCUGUAGUACAAUUUUGUUAGCCUAAUAACAUUUUGAUCCACAGGCUGUAUGAGUGGGGUGACAUUAGGUGGCAGGUACAUGGUUAUAAUUUGUCCAUCUUCACUUUUUAAUUCUUCUUCGGUUGGAUGCGAUGGUGCAUUAUCCAGAAGAAGUAGAGCUUUCAAUGGCAGACCUUUAUUUUUUAAGAACGUCUUAACCUUCAAAAAAAUUAAUAUGGUUGUACUAAUCAUAAAACAAAACUGUAGAUAAGGAAAACUUACCUGUGGUACAAACGAAUAAUGAAACCAUUUUUUAAAAAUUGCGGCAGUCAUCCAAGCUGAUUUUAGAAUGUUCAUAGUUAACAGGACACUCGAAAUUUUUAAACGAUCUUGGUUUUACCGCUUUACCAAUCACCAAUGGUUUAAUUUUAUGGAGCCCAGUAGCAUUAGUGUCAACCAAAAAUGUUAUUCUUUGUUUUUCCAAUUUUCUACCAGGAGCUGUUUUUUCUGUUGACAAGACAAAUGUUUUUUCUGGUAAUAAUUUCCAGUACAGUCCUGUCUCAUCAGCAUUGUAAACUUGAUCCAAUGAGAUUCCAAACUCUGCUAUUUUAUUUUUUAGAACCAUUUUAAAUGGGUCUACAAGCUCUGGUUGAGAUGACAGUUUUUCCCCAGAAAUUAAAAAAAAACGAAUUCCAAAUCUUUUUUUGAAUCUUUGUAACCAUCCCUCACUAGCGGUAAAUGAUUUAUCCCUUUCAUUGAGCUGUGAAUAAAUUAAUUUUGCUUUUUCUUUAAUCAUAUCGCCACUUACCAUUAAAUGUUUAUUCCGUUGGUCAAGAAACCACUUGUACAGUCUUUUGUCUUGGAAACUGGGAACCCUUCAGGGUUUGUCUUUUACCUGGUCCAACAUACGUGUUUCUAACAGCACUAGAAAUCAGUUCUUUUUUCUUUUUUAUUUUGCAAAUUGUAGAUUUUGCCACACCAUACUUUUUCGCUAAAUAUGUAACACCUUGUCCAUUAUUUAAGUCUUGAAUUAAUUUAUUUAAUUUAUAAACGAUUUAACACCAAUUUAAGUCACACUAAUAAAAAUCACUAAACUUUAUAACCAUUAAACUUCAAAACCACACUAACAGACAACGUAAACAAACGAUAACAACCUGCCUUGCUUAACACACAAUAGAUUCACGGCGCCUAUCGAUUCGAAGAACGCCAAAAACAGCAUAUCGGGGAAGCACCGGCUGCUUUCGCCUACGUUACUGGCCAACUAUCGAUCCAAUUACAUUUGUUUCCAAUAACGGGGGAUCGUUUGUUCACGGUAUACGGUGGUCAAUGCAUAAAAUAGUGCUGUUUCCGUUAUCCGCUAUCCAAUAUUCACACUAUCGAGUGUACUGUAUAUCGUUAUAAUGUUAUGAUUCUAGCACAUAAUUUGAAAUUUUUUACAUAAGGAAUUCUUAAUUUAAGUCAAUAGGAAGCACCCUUUACGCGGGAAUUGAUUAAUUUUAAAAUUUGUAUGUAAAAAAGAUCUAAAUAAAUUUUAAUAAAAUCGUGCUAAAUUCGCUAUAAAAUAAUAUAAAAAUACAUAGGAAUAUUUAAAGGGACGGCCCUAAAUCGGAUUUGGCAUCAAACGUUUAAAAAAAUCCACCAAAUUUCAAUAUUUAAUUAGGGUUGAUGACAAAAGUGUUCACGUUUACUUUUGAAUCUCCGUAAAUAUACAGUAGGUUGAUUAAUAUCGAGUGGUUUAAUUAAUUAUGAGAAAUGUCGCUGGAACAAUGGAAAAUAUUGAAUUUUACUUUUUUGUUAUCAAACUUUUCAGUUAAUUAUUGAUUUAUACUUAUAAACCUUUGGAGAGGAUUAGCAAGCAAAAAAAAAUGUUGGUAUCCAAAAAUUAAAAGUAUAAAAGAGGUACAAGUUUCUACUAAAUCGGGUCUUAAAUUUGAUUGUACAAGGUGUUGAUUGAUAAGAGUGACUUUAUAUCAAAAAUGAACAUUGGGUUUAUUAACUAAAUAAUUUGAUGUGAAACCUUUUUUAAAAUAUUAUUAAGUAACUGUUCAGCAUUUUAUUUGUUUUGUAGAGAUCCUUUCUUUAAUUUUAUCGAACCUUGAGCUUUCUGUACAUGUGUAAAUAUUCGUGUUCCAUUUUUGCCACUGUAUUUCCAUUAUUAAAGAUAUAGGGUUGAAGUAAUAUUGUAAAAAGUGACAUGGCCUGAGCAGUUUUUAAGUUAUUUUAGUUUUGAACGAACAUUUUUUUACUUUUCACGUGUCUCUUGUAUUAGUCUCUAUACUUUAAGUAAAACUAAACUAAUAUUAGUCUCCAUACUUUAAGAAUAAAGGAGAGGCUUUAAGUUUUAUAUUUACCUAAUUCUACAACUUUAUUGCAACAAUUUUCAAGUAUUUUCGAUGAGUGUUUCAUUCAAAUGAGUUAAUAAAUCACAUCACUGUCAACAACACAAGUCAACAAAUUGCAGUAAAAGAGAAAAGGAUACUAGAACCGCCAUUCACAUUUUCAUAAAAUCUUACAGUGUAUAAAAGUGUCAAAAAUUGGAGUCUCGAACUAUUUAAUCUUUUUAUUCCAUUUUCCGCAAUGUUUAACAUUCUAAAAUUGACAAUUUUGACCCAGUUACAGUUCCAAUGACGUAAAUUCUUGCCCUUUUAAACAUAAAUUUUAACAUGGUCCGUAAAUCCCUUAAAAACGCCAAAAUAAGCCUCGCCGUGACAAUCGGCUCCAAAAAAAACUAAAACUGUAAAACCAAAUCCUAACUCACGACAGAAGGGUACAUCAAAUCGGGUAUACAGUUCGUACAUUGCUCACCCGAACAAAACAUUUUAGAAUAAGUACUUUUAUCGGUCAUUAAUUACAUCCGUGGCAGUGUAUUUUAUUUUUGCAGCAUAUCUUAAGGUAUAGGUAUUAAUAAGAGAAAAAAAUCGAUUUUUCCCCUUUCAAAAUUCAAUAAGCAUUAGUGGUGACGGCUGUGAUCAGUUACAUGGUUGCCUUAAUAUACGGAUAGACGCGUUUUUUAUUACAAAGUUUACUAUCUGCCCUAUUUAUUAUAGAAGGUCGUUUAGUUUGCUGUGCCAUAUCGGGUUAGUGUUGAGGAACAUUUUUGUGGCUUUUAUUUUUUGAUUAUUAUCGUUAUUUAUUGUGCAAUUGGCAUUGUAGUUAAAGCGCUCCACAAAAUAGGUGUCCUUAACAAUAUUUUUCAUUUCAUUACCGUUUUAUUUAUAUAUUAUAUAUUUCCCUCUCUCUCCCCCGAUACACUGCCACGCCCAAAUAAACAAAACCAGUAAGAGGAUAAAUAUUGUAUUUAAAACUUAAUAGUAAUGUAUUAUGUAAUUUUAAGUAUACUUCCAUUUAUUUGAAACUUUAUUAAAUAUAAGGCAUUUUUUUUUCUUUUUAGCUAUAUUAUACUGUACAAAUUUUAUCGAAAGUAAGCAACUUUCCCACGUAAAAUCUCAGAAAAUGUAAAUAUCUGAAGUGAGUUGUUAUUAUAAUGAAAAAUUGGUAAUGUGAUAAAAAAAAAACCUUAAAAAUAAAGAAUUUAUACAAA